Molecule: messenger RNA, 4223 nt
Organism: Motacilla alba alba
Lineage: Eukaryota; Metazoa; Chordata; Aves; Passeriformes; Motacillidae
Gene: RSAD2
Product: radical S-adenosyl methionine domain containing 2
Exons: 6
Coding region: 177-1259 (360 amino acids)
Biological process (GO): positive regulation of immune response; defense response to virus
Cellular component (GO): lipid droplet; endoplasmic reticulum membrane; mitochondrion
Molecular function (GO): catalytic activity; 4 iron, 4 sulfur cluster binding
Source: RefSeq, a predicted model, not a curated record
AGCCGAGCCGAGCCGGGUCGGGUCGGACUCAACCGAGACAGCCGAACUGACUCCAGCCGAAUCAAGUCUAGUCGAACCGUGCACAGGCGGGUCCGAAACCGCAGCGCAUCCCGCCGGGUGCGAGCCGAGCCGAGCCGAGCCGAGCCGAGCCGAGCCGAGCCGAGCCGAGCCGAGCCAUGCAAGUGGCCCUGCUGGCCCGGCUGCUGUCCGUCGGGCGGGCGGUGCUGGCGGCGCUGCGAGGGCGCCUGGGCGCGCUGUGCUGGAGCCUGGCUCCCCUGCCCCUGUCCCUGCCCCUGUCCCUGUCCCUGCCCCUGCCCCUGCCCGGCUGGCGGGACUCGGCCCCCCCGCCGCAGCGGGAGCAGCAAUGGGACGACGCUCCCCCGACGCCCACCAGCGUCAAUUACCACUUCACCCGGCAGUGCAACUACAAGUGCGGCUUCUGCUUCCACACGGCCAAGACCUCCUUCGUGCUGCCCCUGGAGGAGGCCAAGCGAGGGCUGGCGAUGCUCAAGGAAGGAGGAAUGGAGAAAAUAAAUUUCUCGGGAGGAGAGCCGUUUCUUCAGGACAGAGGCGAAUUUGUAGGCAAACUGGUCCAGUUUUGCAAGCAGGAGUUGGAGCUCCCAAGUGUCAGCAUUGUUAGCAAUGGAAGCCUGAUCAGAAAGCAGUGGUUCCAGAAGUACGGUGAAUAUUUAGAUAUUCUGGCAAUUUCGUGUGAUAGUUUUGAUGAGGAUGUCAACGUUUUAAUUGGCCGUCGUCAAGGAAAGAAGAACCAUGUGGAAAAUCUCCAUAAACUGAGGCAGUGGUGCCGAGAGUAUGCUGUUGCUUUUAAAAUAAAUUCAGUCAUCAACAGAUUUAAUGUUGAGGAAGAUAUGAAUGAGCAGAUCAAGGCACUCAACCCUGUGCGCUGGAAGGUAUUCCAGUGCCUGCUUAUUGAAGGGGAGAACAGUGGUGAGGAUGCUCUAAGAGAAGCAGAAAAAUUUGUUAUCAGUGAUGAAGACUUUGAUCGAUUCCUGGACCGCCACAAAGAUGUCUCCUGCUUGGUACCUGAAUCUAAUCAGAAGAUGAGGGAUUCAUACCUCAUUCUGGAUGAAUAUAUGCGUUUUCUAAACUGUAGAAAUGGACGGAAAGAACCUUCCAAGUCUAUCCUGGAUGUUGGUGUAGAAGCAGCUAUAAAAUUCAGUGGGUUUGAUGAGAAGAUGUUCCUAAAAAGAGGAGGAAAAUAUGUGUGGAGUAAAGCUGAUAUGAAACUGGACUGGUGACUCAAUACACUGAGUUAGGGCAGUGCAUUCUGUAAAAAUAGGUGUGUCUUUAUAGGUGAGUGUGUACUUGCAUCUAAUGCUUUUAACUGCACUUGGUAUUUUACACAGACUGAUGUUCAGUAUAACUCUACAUGUGAAUAUGUUACAUGCUUUGUAAAUGCAGAUUACAUUGUCUAUUACUUUCUUGAGCAUGACCAAAUACUUUCAGAACUUUCACAUGAACAGGUCUCUGAAAUAAACUUUAUAGUCCAUUGCACCAAGGACUAAAAGGCAAACUAUUUUUAUAAAAUACCACAUGAGUGUGCAUGCCAGAUAAGAAGCAAAACACCACCCCAAAUUCUAAUUCAUUCUAAAUAGCUGUAAUGACAGAGAAGUCAAAAUUCUUAUCAGGGAACACAUUCUGCCUGUUUCUUAGGACAAGAUGGAUUGCAGUUCCUGGGUAGAUCACUGGAGGGCCAGCUGGCAGGCCUCUGGAAGCAGCCUCUGCUUUUUCAGGGGUAAUAGAGGGUCGGAAUCCAGGAAUCAUUAAGUAAUAAUGAAUUUAAAAUGAUAUUUGCGAAAAUGUUGGGGGAUGUAAUUUUUUGUGAAAACAUAUUUUUAAUCAUGAAAAAAUUCGUCCAUCCUAAAACCUAGAGAUACAUUUUACCUAAUGAUAAACAACAUCAUAUUUCACAUUGGAAACAUCCUUCAAAUAUUUGUUCUGACAAAUAUUUACAGUGAAACAUUUUUUUCAUUUUAUUAGUAUCUCAAUUUUCCUUUUAUCUGCAAAUAUGGAUUUAUUAUUUUAAACUACUUUUGAACGGUGGGCAUAAAGUUCUGAUGAACAUUCCUUCUUAAACUAAUUAAUACCACAUAGAACAACCUAAUAUAUAUCUUCUGUUGCAUACUAGCUUUUUAUUUUGCUAAGCCAUGGAACUACAAAGUUCAUAUAGUUCAUAUGUCAAGCAACCUUGUUUAAAAGGUUGCUUGUCUCAGUAACUAAUUAGCUUGCUGGUUAUAAACCUGCAGCCUUUAAAUGGAACUAAUCUGGUUUUGUGAGAGCUACCUUUGAUUUUAAGAGCAGGUAGCAUCAAUAUAAAAUUAAAAAAAAUCCCCAAAACAAUCUAAUAUACUGCCCUCAUUCUUGGUUUUCUGGCAAUUGUUAUGGCUUUAUAAUUGCAGGUUUUCAAAUUGAACUAGUCCCAUCCUCCCUCUGUCUGAAGGGCAUGGAGAUAGGCACUGCACAGAGCAGAAGUGAGAUGGCACUGCUCAUGCAUCCUGUCCACUGAACUCAAUGUCUGGACUGUCUCACACAUUUAAAUAUUUGCAGCAGUUGAGAGCCAGCAUGCAUUAAAUAUACCUCAUAGAGAAAAUGACACCUUAUUCCAUUUUUUUUGGAAAUGCUAGUUUAUUUUUUAAAGACGUUUUUGAAAGAAAUGUUUUGCAUUCAUUUAAUGCAUCUUCAGAGUUGAAGGGGGAAAAUGCUUAAGUAGGAGCUUAUUUCUGUGUAAAGCAAAGUGCUCCUCUGAAUACUCUGUGAAAAUGGUUCCAUUUAUAAUUCCUUCAGUUUCUAUUUUUACUGUCCUAACUGUAAAUAUACACAGUGGUGCUCUUUUGUCCCUUUGUAUUUUGCAUUUUGCAAUCACAACAUUUCCUAGACACUGACAUUUCAGUAUUUUCUUUUUCUUGUAUUAACACUAAGUGACAUUUAAAAUGUGGCCCACACACAGUAACCCCACAGUCUUUUGGCAGCUAUUUCACUGACCUUGGCUGGAGUUCUCCCUGGCUCUAUGGGCAGUGCAAAUUUAUGUAACUGGGGUUUGACUUCCCCUGCCCAAAUAUUAAAUCUAGUCUCUUCCUCAGUGCCUACACUACACUGAUAAAAAAGAAGCAUUUUCCUUUGUUGCUGUCUCAGUCUCAGGAAAGAUUUAGUGCAUCAAUGUACCAAAAAAUCUACCACCCUGCAGCUUCUGCAAAAAAUGCCAGCUGUAGCACAGCGCACAGAUAUAAGGUACACAAACUCCUGUUCAGAUCCAGAAAUCCUGCCAUUCUUUGCUUUGCAUUUUACCCUGUAAAUGGCUAUUCUUUUGCUUCCUCUGUGCCUGCAGAGGAAACUGCAAGAGAAACAAGGAGAUAAAAAUGUCAAAAUCCAGUAAAUAAUGCACAGACAUUUAAGAUGGCUUUUGUUAGAAGGUUCUACGUUCUUACCUUCUUAAAAUGUUAGGGAUUUCAAGUACAUAAUUAGUAGAAGGUUUCUGCUCUGUGUGAUACUCCUUUUCAAAGGAAAUAUGAGUUGUGUACAUUGGAAAUUAAGAAUCUCACAUUACAGUUUGAGAGUAAUUUAAGUUAAUGAACAGCUAUUGGCAUUUAUAUAUGCAACAUUUAUUGUUGUAUAGAACAACAAAAAUUUGGCUACAGUUGAUGAGUCUAGUUUAUUUAAAAAAAUAUAUAAACACAGUUCAUAUUGGACCAAAAGUGGACCUUGGACUUUCAUUAUAUAGUAGGGGCUGCCUUUCAGUAUGAGACUAAAAAAAUAAAACAGACUUCAACACAGUUACUUCCAGGCUUAGUUAUUACAGCUAUGUUGUGUUCCUGAAAAGUCAGGAUUUAAUUUAAGUCUUAUAAUUGCUUAAUUGUAUCUUUGUGUAUGAUAUCAUAGUAUUGCAGCUAAGCACUUGCUAAAGAUGUGGAAUUGGGAAGGAACUGACACUGCAUUCUACUAAAAUUAUACAAUUGUUUCUAUUUGUAAAAAAAUGUAGAGAAAAAUGAGUGUUUGGGAGGAUGACUUCUGAUAAAAUUGUGACUAUACCUUGGGUAAAAUUGUCACUUAAGAUGCACUUUAGGAUGCCCUCUUUUUCAGUGUGAAGGAUCCUGAUAUAUUUGAAUGUUACAAAUGAUCAAUUUUGGACUAAUAGUGUUAAAUAAUUAGUGCUAAGUAUUUCAUGAGUGUGUUGCACCUUUCAAUAAAUGUUUCUAUUUUCCUAA